AUGUCAACAACAACAGCAACAACGGACACGAUAUCAGCAUCAUCCUGUGAUACUAGUCUGUAUGGAAUUGUGGGUCUACAAAGCGGAAAAGUACUCGAUGUUUUUAACGGGUCACUAACUGAUCAAACAGUCAUAGUCAUCUAUACAAAGAACGGUUCGGAUAGUCAAAAAUGGCAACUAGUAUCGAACGAUGAUGGUUAUUUUAAUAUUAUCCAUCAGUUAAGUGGCAAAGCCUUAACGGUUAAUGGUACCUCGAUGCUCUCUUCAGAUCAUGUACGUCUUGUAAUAAAUAAUUUGUCAUCAAACAAUGAUUUACAAAAAUGGCAGCUGGCAUCUGUACCAAGUAUCAGUGGUUAUUUUACAAUAGUUAACAAACAUAGUGCUCUAAUGGCGAAUGUUGCUGGUGCCAGUGUAGCGGACGGAGCACAAUUGAUAAUGUAUCAAAAUGGUACUAGCUCUAACCAAGUAUGGCAAUUUAGUCGUUUCUCGAACUGUUCAACUUGUCUGACAUUUGAUAAUAUCGGAAAUGGUUCUAGCAUUUCUUCUGUUCCUAACUGGUACGGUUCAUUAUUUUGGUCUAAUGUUUAUUACGUUAACGCAUCACUUUACAAUCAAAGUGGUUAUCAGUCUGCUCGCACUAGCGGUUGUUGCGUCGCAUUCAAUGGUGUUAAUUCAUCGAUGACUGUUGCAGCUAUUAGUAAUAAUACGUUUGAUGUCAUUUCAUUUGUCACUGCUGCCGUCUUUUAUGAUAAUUUACUGCUAAAUCUACUUGGUUUUCGAUCAAAUGUAGUGAAGUACAACACAACUGUAACAUUGCAGGUUGAAACAGCAGCUAUUAUAGCAUUAAAUUGGAUGGAAAUUGACAAAAUGACAUUUAGUCCUUAUGGAGGAACACUUCAUUUUCCCACCAAUGCUUCAUCAACAUUCGCUAUUGACAAUUUAUGUGUAACAGCUUGA
Messenger RNA from Didymodactylos carnosus, 957 nucleotides. Lineage: Eukaryota; Metazoa; Rotifera; Eurotatoria; Philodinida; Philodinidae. The record is from the annotation of a GenBank genome assembly.